UGUAAACAUAUCCUGAGAUGGAGAUGAUGUCAGAGGCUUAGCGAUGAAGAGGUUUAUCACGCACGCUGAUGUUUGUGUCAAAGCGAUUUACUCCAGACACCUGUCUGUGAUUCAGACUGCUGCGGACCUGCAAGACUGUACCUGGCAAAAAGGCAGGUGAUUUGUUGGUGCGCUUUGAGGAUGAAUAUUCUGGAGGAUGUUCCUUUUCAGACGCCUAUGGGACCACUGGGUGUUGAGAUGCAGUUGUUGACUUCACCUGAGAUUUCUGUACCACCCCGGCAUCAGAUCAUGCAGGAAACUGAGUAUGGAUUCAACCUGGAGAGAUGGAUUUUAACCGGGCACCAGCUGGUGAGCCAGGUUCCAUCCUGCCCUCCCUAUUGGCUGAUGUUCAGCAGCCCCCAAGAAACCCGCAAGCUCAAUCACAGGGCCCAAGAUCUGUGGUCCCCGGGGCCUCGACCCCGCAGCCACAGCCUGAGCUCAGCAGACGGCUGCUGGCUGCAUCAUCGCACAAUCAGGUUUUUCCCAACCGACUCCGAUGAAGAAGACGGUUCAUGCACGGACAACGCAGGGGCCUGCAGAGAGCGGCCCCGGAGUGCUGCAGCCAGGGAUCCCGUCUCCAGAGUCAAAGACAUGCACCUCGUCCAUUCCCCUCACCCCUUCAAGCCUGAGCCAUCUGCGAUCCUCCAAGGCCACAGAGCCACGUCUUCUCUCCCCGACUGCAGAUCACAGCAGGCAAGCCCACUUUCUCAAGGGCAGAAGGGCAAGAAGAGGCAACGCUCUCUGGGCAGAAGGUUCUCCCAAAGCAUCCCCCUUGCUGGUCGCUCUCCACCCAGGUUACAGCAACAACGACCCUCCUCUGCAGGAUCUGUUAGAAACCGCAGGAAAAAAGUCCUGACAACUCCCGGCUCUCGUGGGGUUUUCUUUGACUCGGCAGCAGAGCUCCUGACAGCUCUCAGCCAGGAGGAGCGGGAGUUACUGGAGACCAUCACCCAGAAAGGAUACCCGUUACGCACUGCCAUCCUGGCUUUGCAGAAAACGGGCUGUCAGAGCCCAGAGCAGGUCCUAAAGUACCUGGUUGCUUGUGAUCAUCUAUGUCGGCUGGGCUACGACGAGGCACAAGUGGAGGAGGCUUUGGAGAUGUUUCAGAAUUGUGAGAGCAAGGCUGCAGAGUUUCUGCGCUUGCUGGCUCAGUUUAAUGAGAUGGGCUUCCAACAGAGUGCAAUCAAAGAAGUGCUGCUUGUUCAUGAAAACCACCGCGAGAGAGCUCUAGAGGAACUAAUGACACACAUGGCUUAG
This is a messenger RNA of Fundulus heteroclitus (mummichog), 1296 nucleotides long. Its product is annotated as ubiquitin-associated protein 1-like. Gene Ontology annotation, cellular component: ESCRT I complex. The transcript has 6 exons. NCBI's taxonomy places the organism in Eukaryota, Metazoa, Chordata, Actinopteri, Cyprinodontiformes, Fundulidae. The coding region runs from base 181 to 1296 and encodes 371 amino acids. Gene Ontology annotation, molecular function: ubiquitin binding. Gene Ontology annotation, biological process: ubiquitin-dependent protein catabolic process via the multivesicular body sorting pathway. The record is from RefSeq and is a predicted model, not a curated record.